AUGGGAAACGUCUGGUUUAAGUUCGGGCAGAGUUUUGAGGAGGCCGCGUCGACGAAGGGCGUGAAAUGUCUGAGGUGGAUAGAGGCUUGGGAGACUCAGAUGGAGGACGGCAAGUUCAUUGCGGGUACCAACACGCCCACUGUCGCUGACUCGUGUGCGUUGCGCGUGGUUGAGGAGGCUAUUGAGGUCCUGGGAGAGGAGAAGGUGUUGGGUGCAGCGCCAAAGGUAGCCGCCUGGAGGAAGGCUUUGCUAGCUGUACCCAAGGUCGCUAAAUUUAUGAAGUCCUCACACCGCAUGCCAUCAACAGUCGAUGACGCUUCAGCCAAGCAGUAUUAUGAGGAGGUUGCUACUAGCCUCGGCUGGUGA
Molecule: messenger RNA, 366 nt
Organism: Perkinsus marinus ATCC 50983
Lineage: Eukaryota; Perkinsozoa; Perkinsida; Perkinsidae
Exons: 4
Coding region: 1-366 (121 amino acids)
Source: RefSeq, a predicted model, not a curated record